This is a messenger RNA of Gekko japonicus, 582 nucleotides long. RefSeq names its product vitelline membrane outer layer protein 1-like. The transcript has 4 exons. The record is from RefSeq and is a predicted model, not a curated record. The coding region runs from base 1 to 582 and encodes 193 amino acids. NCBI's taxonomy places the organism in Eukaryota, Metazoa, Chordata, Lepidosauria, Squamata, Gekkonidae.
AUGGCCUUGAUCACCCUGAUUGAUGACCUUUGCUGGGAGAGUGAUGGCAAAGUGGUUCUCCUGGAUGUCUCAGCAGCUUUUGAUACCAGUGAUCAUAAGAUCUUUGUGAACAAUGGUGGCCCAUGGGGCUACUGGGGAGUUGAGGAACACUGUCCAAAUGGUUAUGCUAUUGGUUUCUCACUGAAGAUAGAGCCAUAUCAGGGAGGCGACGUGGACAACGAUGAUACGUCCCUGAACGGCAUCCGUCUGAUAUGCUCUGAUGGUACAUUUAUUUCAUCCAGUGUUUCAAAGUGGGGUACUUGGUCUGGGCGCUACUAUUGCCCAAGUGGUGGUAAGCUGGUGGCCUUCUCUCUGAGGGUGGAGUUACCCCAAGGGUUUUGGGAUGAUACGGCGGCUAACAACAUCAUGUUUCGCUGUGAAGAUGGAAGCAUACUGGUCGGCAACUCACACGAAUGGGGUUCGUUUGGCCCCUGGAGUGAAAACUGCAAGGAUGGGAUAUGUGGGCUACAGACAAGGGUGGAGGCAGAGCAAGGUCCCAAUGACGACACAGCACUUAACGAUGUGUUAUUCUACUGCUGUUAA